Molecule: messenger RNA, 2105 nt
Organism: Zingiber officinale
Lineage: Eukaryota; Viridiplantae; Streptophyta; Magnoliopsida; Zingiberales; Zingiberaceae
Product: protein PLASTID MOVEMENT IMPAIRED 2-like
Exons: 3
Coding region: 105-1976 (623 amino acids)
Source: RefSeq, a predicted model, not a curated record
GAAUACACUAGAAUGCCUAUAUAAUCUAGAAAAAUCUUCUCCUUACAUGCCUAUUUUGGGAACUGAAAGGUGCAUACUUCUCAAAAAUCAGAUUGAGCAAAUUCAUGGAGAGACAACAAACUCCAAUAUUCCAACUGGAUCUUCCUUCACAAUGGGUAGACCUUUUGCUUGCCGAGAUGACUUUGAAUAAGCUGAUCGACAGGAAGAAAGCUGCUAAAAGAGAGACAGCUCAAUUGCUAUCUGAACUAUGCAUGGCCAAUGAUAAAGCAAAACAGUUGGCUUUCCAGAUCGAGGAAGCUAAGGCCAGAGCGAUGGCUUGCCAACGAGAGCUUUCGCUGACUUCUCCUCUGGGUACUGAUGAUGCCCCACAGAUUCUAAGAGAAGUGGAUGGUGUCAAACAGAAAAUCAGCAGUAUCAAACUUGACAUGGCUUCAGCUUCAGUGCAAAGAGAGAGAGCACAGAUACAGAUUCAACUUAUAGACAGCGAGUGCAAAUCGUAUUCAGAUUACAGCGAAGGGUUGAGAAGGGAGAUAGAAGCAACGAACAUAGAAAAAGAAUUCGUUGAUUUAGAUAGAAGUGAGGUUGAGAGAGAGAUCGAACAAAUCAAAGCUAGCCAUGAUACAGAAGCUGCAAAUUUCAGUGAAAGAAUGGAAAAUACCAAGUCCAGAAUUGUACAACUCCAGAAAGAGAUUAGCGCGGCAAAGAAGAUGCAGAAAGAGCUAGCGAUAAUUGUUUCAGUUGUCAAUGCCUUGCAGCAUGAGAUGGAGUUCCUUAGAUCAAUGGAGAAAAGCUCUGAAAAGAUUCGUUAUGUUAAGAAUGAGCAAGAGGUACUGGUCGAUCUGUCUAGUUUACAGGCGUUGAGAACCGAACUGGCGGCAGCAAAGGAAGAGCUUUCCGGCCUUAAAGAAGAAGGAUUCAGGAUCAUGGAUGCGAUGGACGUGGCGAGGAAAGAAAUGAUGCAAAUUGCUGAGGAAAAGGGAAAAUGCAACAGGGCAGUGAAGGAAUCUGAAUCAAAACUAGAGAUUCUCGACACCAAGCUACACAAAGUCAUGUCCAAGAUGGAAUUUGCAUCGAAGGCCGAGAGGAGAGCUGAUGCCAUCGUCUCCUCCCUUUCUGCCGCACUCCGCCAGCUGCACUCCGAUAUAGAAGCGGCAAAGAGAGAAACAGAACUGGUGCGCGAAGAGACAAAAGCGGUAAGAGUUCAAACCCAGAAGACCAGGUCGAAGACUGCGUCAGUGGAGGAAAGGUUCGGUGAGGCAAUGGAGGAGCUCAAACAUGUGACGGCUUCAGAAACCAUUGCGCUGGAAGAGUUGCAAGCAGUCACGGAGAGCACCAUGACGGAGAGGGCGAUUUCAGCUCUGUGGAGCGACACUAUAACCAUCUCAAAAUUCGAGUACUACUAUUUGACUAAGCAGGGCAAGGCGGCGCAAGAGGUUGCGGAGAAGAAGGUGGCGGCGGCGUUGGCAUGGAAGGAGGCUCUCGAAGCGAAGGCGAAGGCGAAGGCGAAGGCGAAGGCGAAGGAGGAGGAGAAGAAGAGAGCGAAAGCAGAGGACGAGGUCAAGGGAAGGUGGGCAAUUGUGACGGUGGAUCAGAAGAGAGGGACGACAAAACCAAAAAAGAGCGGCUUGGAUUGUAACUGUAAGCAGGUGCCGGAGGAGGAAGAGUACGUGACCCGGUCGUCGCAUAACAUGAAGCUUGCCAUAGCGAUGCCGAGAAGGUCGCUUAACGUGAGCGGCAUGACCGGGAGGAUCAGCUGCCGGAGAUCGUCGAGUUCGCAGAAAAAGCAACCGAACUUCACGGAUACGACUACGAAGACCGUGGAUUCUACGAAGAAGAAGAAGAAGGAAAAGGUAUUGGAGAAGGUAGUUAGGCUCCUCAACCGUCGCAGGGGUCGUCAGAACAUCAAGGAAGCAGUCUUCCCUCCUGCGACGAAACUGCCUGUCGUGCUACCUUUCAACUACUGUGUUACUGCUUGAAGUUCUCAAUUCCAAGCGGCCGCUCAACUGUGUAUUGUGAUCUCCUUUCCACCAAAACUAAAAUAACGAUCGAUAAAAUUCGCGAUAUAAAAACCUUUCGUACGUAUUAAUAUCAUCUCCUUUGUCCAA